GGUGUUGCGGGGCGAGAAUCGCUUCCCGCAUUCCGGCCCACCGAGCGCUUUCCCCUUCCUCACCCCAGCAAAAGCCCCUUUUCCUCCCCGUUUUGGGAGGGCCGAAGGUUUCGGUUUGGGAGGCUCCGCCCCGAGACCAGGCCGGUUGCACUGCCUCUCCUCCUCCCUUGCGGCGCCUCGCCGCCUCGCUCUUCUUCCAUUUCCGAAGGCGAUGGAGCUGCAGGCGGCUUCCCGGGCUCGGCUGCCCUGAGCCGGGAGGAGGAAGAGCCGCUCCUGGCGCCUGGUCCUUGCUAUGGAAGACGUGCUGCCUUCUGCCAUACUGGAAAUCUGCGUCUCGGUUGGAGUACCCAGAGAAAAGGUGAAAGAAGCUUGCCAGAUUGCUCAGAAAAAGGAUUUAAAAAGUAUUCCCUCAUUCGACCCAGAAAUUCUUUCUGUUUUUGUACCUCCAUUUAUCAGCAAGCAGGAGGUACAGACAAGUAUAAGUAGCAAUGCAGUCAAUAAAACAAAACGGCGCUCCUUUCGGAAGAAGAAAGAGAAACCCAAGGUUGAAAAUGCGAGAGCUCUGAAUGGAGCCCAGAAAGCUCCCGAAACUGAAGAUGUUAGCGUCCCCAAAGAUGUUGACCUGGAUGGAUUGCCGCAGCUUUGUUUCCCAGGAGGAUUUCACAUAAUGUGUGAACCUAGGGAAGACCGUUUCCAUUUUCUUGUUUUCACGGAUGUUUGUGGCAACCGAACCUAUGGUGUGGUAGCACAGUAUUACCAGCCUGUGCAGGAUGGAUACAUUUCCUCCAACGGACAGGUUCAGUGGGAAACUACGUGGAACUCUAGAGCUGUUCCGUAUUUCGUACCUUGUGCUGUAUGUGUCAUAUCGAGGUAUCCAUACUUCAAUGCCCUCAGAGACUGCCUGUCUUGCCUGUUGGCACAGUUGAAGCCUUACAAGGAUUUGGAUGUUGAUGACUAUAUAAAAGAAUUUGCAGCAAAGCUGUCCUUAAUACCCAGUCCUCCUCCAGGACCACUCCAUUUGGUAUUUAAUAUGAAGCCUCUCCAAGUCGUAUUUCCAUCUCGGGAGGAUCCUGACAGCCCAGUUAUUGAUUUGGAUCUGCACCUUCCUUUCCUGUGCUUUAAAUCAGAGCAAGUUUUGCAGAUAAUAACUUGUAUUUUAACCGAGCAGAAGAUUGUUUUCUUCUCUUCCGAUUGGGCAUUGCUCACACUCAUAUCCAAGUGCUUCAUGCUGUACCUUCAUCCUAUCCAGUGGCAACACACUUUUGUGCCUAUUCUGUCUCGUCAGAUGUUGGAUUUUGUCAUGGCUCCUACAUCCUUCCUCAUGGGAUGCCACAGUGAUCACUUUGAAGAAGUUUGUAAGGAAGCUGAUGACUUAAUUCUAAUUAACAUUGAUAAUGGCAAUAUUACACAAUCCAAGUCUUCUGGAGAUGAGGCGGAAAUUCCAGAUAUCCCACUGCAAGCAGCAAGUAUUUUUAUGACAAGGGCAGAAAAUCUUCAGCUACACUAUGACUUAGAACUCUGCCACUUUGGUUCUUGUACAGACCUCAGUGAAAUACAGUUGCGGAGGAGAAAUUGGCAACAGAAGCUAAAUUCUGAAAUUCAGCAGAUUGCUCUGCAGUUAAUAGUCAAUAUAUUUAGGGAAGUGAAGGACCAUUUGAAUUAUGAGCACAGGGUUUUUAACAGUGAAGAAUUUAUGAAAACAAGAGAAAUAAAUGAUCAACCAUUUUACAGAAAGGUAUUGGAGACUUAUAUGUUCCACUCCUUCCUUAAAGCUCGCCUUAACAGAAAGAUGGAUGCUUUUGCCCGCCUAGACCUCAGCACUCAAAGUGAGGAAGAGAGAUUAAGUUCCAUGUUUGAUAGCCCAAGGAGACCGACGAUGGAGAAAAUGGCCUCAAAAAGAUUUAAUCCUCAGUACAUGAUCAGCAAGCGUAUGGGGAUGAGUUUGCCUAAUCUCCAGGAUAUCAACCUGAAGCCUGAUCCAAUAAGGAAUUCUUCCUUUCGGAACAUCAACACUAAGCACGCUGCAAGAUUGUCCUCUAAGUCAACAUACACGUUCCGGAUCCCAGAAAUCCACUUUCCCCUGCUGGGCCAGUAUGUCCACUCUUACUACACUGAUUUCAUCAACCUCCUCAGCAGAGCUAUUAAUAUUGUGUCUCCUAAUAAUUCUGUACUUCUGGCAAGGUAUUUCUACCUUAGGGGACUUAUUGGUUUGAUGCAAGGAAAGCUUCUGAAUGCGCUUUCAGACUUUCAAAAUCUGUAUAAGACAGACAUAAGGAUAUUCCCUACUGAUCUUGUGAGGAAAAUGGUGGAAACUCUCCCUCCUUCGGAUCGUUCCCAAGCAGACCAGAAGCCAGAACUGAAGAGGCUGGUAAGUCAAGUCAUGAUGGAUAAGCAACGGGAGAUAACCAAAGUGGAUGACCAUGUGAAACACUUUGAGCUGCCCAAGACUCACAUGCAGCAGGAUGACUUUGUGAAGCGCGUUCAGGAAUCUGGGAUCGUCAAAGAUAUUGACACGAUUCAUCGGCUCUUUGAUGCAUUAACAGUAGGCCAUCAGAAACAAAUCGACCCAGAAACAUUUAAAGACUUUUACAACUACUGGAAGGAAACUGAAGCAGAGGCUCAAGAUGUAAACCUGCCGCCCACUGUAAUAGAACAUUUAGACAAAAAUGAAUGUGUCUACAAAUUAUCGAGCUCAGUUAAAACUAACAAAGGAGUUGGAAAAAUAGCAAUGACUCAGAAGCGUUUGUUCCUUUUGACUGAAGGUGUUCAGCCUGGCUAUGCAAGCAUUGCAACUUUCAGAGAUAUAGAGGAAGUGAGGAGUACUACCGUUGCUUUUCUCCUCCUCAGGAUUCCCACUCUGAAGAUAAAAGUGAUGUCCAAAAAGGAAGUUUUUGAAGCAAAUCUUAAAUCUGAGCGUGAUCUUUGGCAUUUAAUGGUGGAAGAGAUGUGGGCUGGGAAGAAGAUGGCAGAUGAUCACAAGGAUCCUCAGUACAUCCAACAAGCGCUUACCAAUGUCCUUCUGAUGGAUGCAGUCGUAGGUGCCUCGCAGUCCCCCAAAAUGAUUUAUGCUGCUUCCAAACUCUCUUACUUUGUCAAGAUGAAAAAUGAAGUGCCCAUGAUGGUCCCCAAGACGACAGCAGAAACCCUGAAGCACAAGAUCAAUCCAUCCGCUGGUGAAACAUUUCCACAGGCUGUGGAAGUUUUGCUUUAUACCCCAGGGCAGCUUGAUCCAGCAGAGAAGUAUGGAGAUGCCCAUCCAAAAUUGUGGUGUGCUUUGAACGAGGGGAAGGUUGUGGUGUUCGAUGCAUCUACGUGGUCUAUUCAACACUGCUUUAAAGUGGGCAGCUCUAAGUUGAAAUGUAUGGUAAUGGCAGAACAAAGUCAAGUCUGGAUUGGUUCUGAAGAUUCCAUUAUCUAUUUAAUCAAUACCCAUAGCAUGUCUUGCAAUAAGCAGCUGAACGACCAUCGCUUUGAAGUUGUGGACAUUAUUGUGGAGAACAGAGACGGUGUGUCCAGCGAGGUAAAUUCGGACAAUGAGGCAUAUUCGUGCAGCUUAGAUGGGAUGGUGAUUGCCUGGAACAUCAGCUCUUUAAAAGUGAACCGAAGGUUUCAACUGCCUUGUGACACUCUAACUGCUAUCAAACUCCACAAUAACCGACUUUGGUGUUGUAUAGGAAACUGUAUUCUCGUCGUCACCACAAACGGAAUUGUUUGGCAGAGGGUUAAAAUGGAAGAAAGUGCAAGAGAUCUGCCUGUGUUCUUUUUGUGUUUCCAGCUGUUCCCUGAGGCAAACCAAGUGUGGGCAUCGUGUUUAGGGAGCACUGAACUGUACAUCUGGAACAUGACUGAUCUGUCUGCACCCUCACAAAGGAUAAGCCUGCAAGAUUGUUCAGAGAUCAUAUGUAUGAUGAAAGUUAAAAACCAGUUGUGGGUUGGCGGCAAAGGACGUUCCCAAGGCAAAAUCAAGGGCAAGAUCUAUGUGGUUGAUGCUGAAAAGAAAAUGGUGGAAAAGGAAUUGGUUGGACACAUGGAUGCAGUGAAAGCUUUGUGCUCUGCCGAGGACAGAUACGUUCUUAGUGGCUCUGGAAAGGAAGAGGGGAAGGUUGCAAUCUGGAAGGUUGAAUAGAGUUCACGGUUUAGAUCUGUUUCCUGCAGUUAGAAAACUUGGAAGUAGAGUGGGGAUUCUAUUAGGGCCAAGUUUGUGUAUAUUUCUCUUUUAAAUUUCUAGUUCAUUUUCAGGCCAAUUAUGUUUUUGUCCUGGAGAAGCCGAAGUGAAUUUUUAUUUAUAUCUGGUCAUUAGGACCAUGAAAUAUAUACUGACCCAAGAACUUGAAUGUAUAGUAGGACAACACUGGGUAACUCUUAAUAUUAAAUCAAAAGUAUCAUUUGCUUUCUGCAUCACAGAGUCAGUGGUGCAUCUUGUUCAAAACGCACAGUCGGGUUCCAUAUUUAUACUUCUGUGCUUCCAAGGACAAAGCUGGAGUUACAACACAAUCCUGUUCAUGCUUAGGAAAAAAAGGUCUGGAGCUCCCACCGUUGGCCAGCCAGCAUUCGCCACUCAGCUUGUCUGUCUAAACCAGCAUAGGCUUGUGCUUUUAACAGGGCAGUUCAUGUGGAAAUGCUGGUUAAAGUUGUAUUAUUUAAUCUUGCCUGAAUUGGUGGGCAUUGUCUCUUGAUUCCAUGGGAUCUGCCAGAUCAAGUAUAUUGGUUGAUACAGAACUGGCCUCUCUUACUUGCUGCUGUUGACCUGAUCCCGCUUUGUUCCCUGCUCUGGCGGAAGCCAGAAAUGGCUCUCCCCAUUCGAAAAAUGCUUGCAAGGAGAGGGGAUCCCUCUGCACUACAGGGGGCGCCACAGGAGAUCGCCUCUUCCACAGUCAGUGGUGCUACACCCAAGGCUUUCUCCAGUGGUACUAAUGCGAUGUAAUAGUUCCCUUUGCUGGGAUUGUGGUUUCUUACCGUUCCGAAGAAGGCAGCCAUACGGGCACCAGACCUACAAAGUUCUCCGUUCUCCAGAGGCAGCACUACUGCCUUGUUUCUUCAGCACAUUCCAGUUCGAUGGAAGAAGUUUAUACUGUGCCUUUAUUUUCAAAGGUGCUUCCAUUUGUUAGCAACCAAAAGCUGCUUCGCUUCUCUUUUACGUGCUCUUUAAUUGCCCCAUGUCUUUCAAAUAUUUAUAGGCAACUUUGUCAAGGACUUCUUGCAAAUUGCACUCUGCCUGUCUUCCCUUUGGUUGAUGUUCUCUUCUUACAUCGUUACUCUCAACUUACUUAUCCCCUCAAAAAUCUGAUGGGUGUAGCUGAAAUGUACAUAAAUAAUUAUUCUCAUACCACCUUUUAAAAAUGUAGCUAAAUACAUUUUUGGGAAAACUUAAGAAACAUAGAAACAGAGCAAGUCAGAAGGGGGCCUCCUGAGCCAUCUAGUCUGACCCCCGGCUCCAGCCGGCUCCGCUCACGACAUGCCCUUUUGGUAGUCUUUAUUGUGUCAUAUUGGGAUGGGGUGUUAAAUAGUAUCAUAAUAUAUUGUCCAUGUAGAAAAACUCUCCACUAUUAUGUAAGAAUUUAAUAAAUGUUUUAUAAACUA
Varanus komodoensis (Komodo dragon) is the source of this 5580-nucleotide messenger RNA. RefSeq names its product DENN domain containing 3 (gene DENND3). NCBI's taxonomy places the organism in Eukaryota, Metazoa, Chordata, Lepidosauria, Squamata, Varanidae. The transcript is spliced from 23 exons. Gene Ontology annotation, biological process: regulation of Rab protein signal transduction. Gene Ontology annotation, cellular component: cytoplasmic vesicle. Bases 293 to 4126 code for a protein of 1277 amino acids. Gene Ontology annotation, molecular function: protein binding. The record is from RefSeq and is a predicted model, not a curated record.